AUGGCAUUGCCUUUCUUGGGUCCGAUUUCGGGGCUUGGGGAUGUCAUCGAAGGCUUUGAUGCAAUACUCGCUUUGACGGGGACCGUCGCAAAGGAAGGCUACGAUAUCUACAGUAUGGUGCAGAACCCUGACAGUGCCCCAGUGGCGGUUCUCGGUAUGCUGUUGGGCUUUGACGCUGGUGCAGCAGUUGGUAGAAUCAGUGAUAAAUCAUUGAACGCCUUUCAAUACGAUACUCUUGCUGCCUCGCGACGCGGCAUGAAAGGCGAGGAGAUAAAGGGUUUCGGAAAUCUGUUUGAAGCGAAAUUGAAUCAAGUUGAUUCCAUGGUUAGCAAGUGUCUGAGACGUUGA
Messenger RNA from Penicillium arizonense, 348 nucleotides. RefSeq lists its product as uncharacterized. NCBI's taxonomy places the organism in Eukaryota, Fungi, Ascomycota, Eurotiomycetes, Eurotiales, Aspergillaceae. Bases 1 to 348 code for a protein of 115 amino acids. The transcript has a single exon. The record is from RefSeq and is a predicted model, not a curated record.